CUAUAAAUACGGAGCAUUACCACGAUACUAGAACAGUUCCAAUAUGUCAAAACUACUUGGUACUAUCAUAUUAGUAGCUGUGCUUGCGUGUGAAUCUCAUGCGAACAGAAAAAUCUUUCGUGGACUGAAUAUUGAUAUUACCCAAGCGCCCUACCAUGUAUCUUUGCAAAAAUAUGAUCCAUUCACCCAUACAUUUUACCACAACUGCGGUGGAUCAAUCAUUGCUCCUACAUGGAUAUUAACAGCUGGACAUUGUGUUGAUAGAGGGUUUUUUAAUCAUACAAGAAAGGAAAACUCACACGUUUUAGUCGGCACGACAAAACUCUCGGAACCUGGUAUUCCACACCAAAUCAAAAAUAUUACAAUACACGAUAAUUACCGAAUAAUUAAUAUUCCACUCUCGGAAGAAGGACAAUACGCACUAAACGAUAUUGCAAUAAUUGAACUAACAUCUCCGAUUGAAUAUACUGAUCGUGCUAAACCUAUUCGCUUACCAAGUAAUAAUAUCUCUGCAAGACUUGGGACUUUAUGUCAGGUUCAAGGUUGGGGACUGAUAAAUAAUACUACACUACCUGAUCACCUACAAUCUACUGGUGUAAAAAUUUUACAACCCAAUACAUGCUCGUAUCUUUGGAAGGAAGUAAUUGAAUCACAACUAUCUGAAAUUCCCUACAUUUGUGCUAUGGGGGACAAUGACAAUCGUCCUUGUUCUGGUGAUUCUGGAAGUGCUUUACUUUGUAAUGGAGUGCAGACUGGGAUUGUGUCUCAAGCAUCAAAUUGUGGAGAGUAUGCAGAACCAUGGUCAGCGUAUACUGAUGUAUAUCAAAUGCGAAACUUUAUUUCUGCUGCAACUAAGUAUGAAGUUAGAUCCAAAUCCGGAAGAAGAAAAUAUUCAGUAGACGAUAUUGCAUUGAUUGAACUUACAUCACCGAUUGAAUAUACUGAUCGUGCAAAACCCAUUCCAUUGCCAAGUGAUAAUAACUCUUCAAUUCUUGGGACCAAAUGUCAGGUUCAAGGUUGGGGACGGACUAAUAAUAACACAAAACCUGACCACCUAAAAUCUGCUACUGUAGAAAUAAUAGACUCCAAUGAGUGUACUAACGAGUGGAAGCAAAUGACAGAUUUACAACAUUCUGGGGUUCCAUACAUAUGUGCUAUGGGGGACAAUGAAAAUCGUCCCUGUUCUGGUGAUUCUGGAAGUGCUUUAAUUUGCAAUGGAGUGCAGAGUGGGGUUGUGUCGCAAGGACCAGGGGAUUGUGCAGAUGAACCAGAACCAUGGUCAGCAUUUACUGAUGUAUUUCAAAUGCGUGACUUUAUUGCUACUGCUACUAACUAUGAAAUUAUACAUUAUGUUAUAAUGUUAAAUAUUAAUUACAAUAGCAUCAUGAACUAUUCGAAUACAGAGCAUUGUUUGAAAAGUUAUUGUGUUAUACCUUGA
This is a messenger RNA of Dalotia coriaria, 1438 nucleotides long. RefSeq names its product trypsin-like. Gene Ontology annotation, biological process: proteolysis. The transcript has 3 exons. Bases 44 to 1438 code for a protein of 464 amino acids. Gene Ontology annotation, molecular function: serine-type endopeptidase activity. NCBI's taxonomy places the organism in Eukaryota, Metazoa, Arthropoda, Insecta, Coleoptera, Staphylinidae. The record is from RefSeq and is a predicted model, not a curated record.